CUUAUUAUUGUAAGCGUACAUUUCUCUUGCAAAAAAUGGCGUCUAGUCAGGGAGGUGUGAGCGCCGUAACGGCUCCACAAAGCCAACACAUCUCUAACGGAGCUCAAUGGAACAACAUGGGAGUCAGCCAGCACCAGCACCAGCACCACACCGCCCGGAGCCUGGACCGGGCUCUGGAUGAUGCCGUGUGCUCCGGGAUAUUGAAUCUCAGCGGCAGGAAGCUGAGAGAGUACCCAGGAGUGAGCUAUGAUCUUACGGAUACGACACAAGCAGACCUCUCCAAGAACCGCCUGACGGAGGUCCCGGGGGAGGUGUGUCUGUUUGCUCCGCUGGAGUCGCUCCACCUCUACCACAACUGCAUCAAGUGUGUCCCCGAAGCCAUCAUCAACCUGCAGAUGCUCACCUACCUGGACAUCAGUCGGAACCUGCUGUCGGUGCUGCCCCAGUACCUGUUCGGCCUGCCCCUCAAGGUGCUGCUGGUGAGCAACAACAAGCUGGCCUGCCUGCCCGAUCACAUCGGCAACGCCAAGGGGCUGAUGGAGCUGGACAUCAGCUGUAAUGAGAUCCAGGUGCUGCCCGCACAGGUGGGCCAGCUCCACGCGCUACGGGAGCUCAACAUCAGGAAGAACUGUCUACACAUGCUGCCAGAGGAGUUGUCCGACCUGCCGCUGAUCCGACUAGACUUCUCCUGUAACAAGAUCACAGAGAUCCCGAUAGCCUAUAGGAAGCUCCGACAGCUACAGCACAUCGUCCUCGACAACAACCCCAUGCAAUCCCCCCCUGCACAGAUCUGCCUGAAGGGCAAAGUGCACAUCUUCAAAUACCUGAACAUCCAGGCAUGUCGGACAGACAAGAAGCCUGAUUCCCUUGAACUGCCGUCUCUAGGGAAACGCUGCCUUCCUCAGGCGCUGACAGACAGCAUGGAGGAUUUCUACCCCAAUAAGAACCACGGGCCCGACUCUGGCAUCGGGAGUGACAACGGGGAGAAGAGGCUUUCCACGACAGAGCCCUCGGAUGACGACACGAUGAGUCUCCAUUCUCAGGUCUCGGAGACGGCCCGGGCCGACGCCCUCCUGCUACUCUCCAAGAUGGACUCCUGCAAAGAUCAGGACCUCUAUGACUUCGUAGAGCCCAACCAGGAGGAGGAGUCGGCGCUGUCGGAGGGGGAGGGCCAGCACAUGUCCUGCAUCAAGGAACUGGAGAAGGUCCUCAACAUGUCCCAGCAGAGCAAAGACAAGGACAGCUGGAAGGAGGAGUCGGGCUCAGAUAAGGAGCCGUUGGCGGAGGAAGACGAGGAUGAGCUCAAGGAGGUGCUGGACCUGAGGAAGAUCGCCGUCCAGCUCCUCCAGCAGGAGCAGCAGAAUAGGCGUCGCUCUCUCAUCUGUCGGGCGGAGAGUCUGAUCCACCGGCGGAGGGUGACGGGCCGGGCGCACAGGUUCUUAAGUCACUCUGGGAGCUGCAGCAGUAAGCCAAGGCCUCCGCCCCAGGCCACACGCAGUGCUUCCCUGGACGAGGGCACCAGCGGGGUGUCGGAGCCCAGCGGACAGCCCUCCUCCUCCUGCUCCUUCGACGGGGGCUUGAAGUCUGAGCCCUGUGACGCAAAGUGGUCAGAGAUUCCCCCGCUGCUCAACCAGAACGAGGAGCGAAGGAGGAACAAAUAUCUGAGGAAGGACUACCUUAAGUAUGUUUGUCAGAGCACACGCAAAUCGUCCUCUGGCGGCAGCGACGACUGUGAGGAUGGCUUGAGACACGCAGAUUUCAGCACGGCGCUCACGGUGUUUGGGCUGAAGCCUCGUUCAGCAUUCACACGCAGCUCCCGGCAGGAGGUGACCUCCAACGACCCCAGCUUCACCAUGAGGAGGAAGAUGGAGCACCUGAGGGAGGAGCUGGAGCAGAUUGGCCUCCUCCGUCAGAACAUCGAGUCCAGACUGAAGGUGUUCCUCCCGGACGACGUGGGCGCGGCUCUCAUGGACGGCGUGGUGCUCAGCCACCUGGCUAAUCACAUCAGCCCACGCUCCGUCCCCAGCAUCCACAUGCCCUCCCCCGCUGUGCCCAAGCUCAGCAUGGCCAAGUGCCGCCGGAACGUGGAGAACUUCCUGGACGCGUGUAAGAAGCUUGGCGUCACGCAGGACCAGCUGUGCCUGCCCCACCACAUCCUGGAGGAGCGUGGCCUGGUGAAGGUGGGCAUGACAGUGCAGGCUCUCCUGGACCUCCCCGCCUCAAAGACCCCCCAGCUGGAGGCUGAUGAUUGACCCACCACACCAGGUGGGGGGGGGGGGAGGGGCGUGGUCCGGCUCUAGCCACACACCCAGACCCCCUGCCUCCAGCCCCAGCCCCCAUCCCUGGAGGGGAGAGGUGGGGUGACCGUGGAGUGAUGCCAGGGGGUCCAGGGAACCUUCCUUUAGGAGGUGAGGACCUGGUUGUCAUGGAGAGGACCCCGGGUGGGGGAGGGAUUGGGGGGACUUACCAGCUGACUGAGUUGGAGGACAGGAGGGGGAGACUACACCCUCCAGUCUUCUCGUGUGAAGACAGCUGGCAGCAGCCAACUCCUGUUUUUAUUUCCCUGUCGUGUGUGUGUGUGUGUGUGUGUGUGUGUGUGUGUGUGUGUGUGUGUGUGUGUGUGUGUGUGUGUGUGUGUGUGUGUGUGUGUGUGUGUGUGUGUGUGUGUGUGUGUGUGUGUGUGUGUGUGUGUGAAUUUGCUAAAGUGGGAUAGACACUUGCCUAUGUUGACGCAAAGGCCUAAACUGUGGACAAUGAGUCCAUAAUAACUGCGUGUGCGUGCGCGUUAUAUCUACUCGCUGUCAUCUCAUACGUCAGCAGUAGGUUGUUGUACAGGUGAGCAAUCAGAGCUUUGAAUUAGACAAGAAAUUGUUGUUAUUUUUUAUCUUCAUUAACUUAUUGCACAUUAUGAGGCUCAAUGUAUGUUUCUUUUUCUUCUUAUUUUUGUGUAUCUAUUUAUUUACCCUGUGUUGCCAAGGGAGACAGAAUAAAUGGGUGUGUUUGCUGGAGACACACAAACCUGGAUUAGC
Molecule: messenger RNA, 3029 nt
Organism: Gadus morhua (Atlantic cod)
Lineage: Eukaryota; Metazoa; Chordata; Actinopteri; Gadiformes; Gadidae
Gene: lrch2
Product: leucine-rich repeats and calponin homology (CH) domain containing 2
Exons: 21
Coding region: 36-2252 (738 amino acids)
Cellular component (GO): cytoplasm
Molecular function (GO): protein binding
Source: RefSeq, a predicted model, not a curated record